UGCGAUUUUCGUUUUUUUUGGCAAUUUCAUAUUCUGCCGCAGAUCGCACUGCCACAACAACACCACCACAACAACUGAUGCGCAAGAGGCAGUUGUUAGAGCAAUGUCUUAUCGAUCCGUAUCAUGGCCCACCGGCGUGCACCGUCCUGACUACAGGAUGCGGAAUUGGCCUUUAUUGUCUAAUUUGGUCCUGCUCCUUUCCAUCAGCCAUCGUGUGGCAUCCAUGAAGUCCAACUGGUCGCAGACCACUUGUGGGAAAACGUUUUGUGAAAAAUCCAUGGAAUAUCCAAUUUCCAUAUUCCAACAAAAGCAACUGACAAAUGACAGUUCGCUGGAAUUUUUGAAGAAUCUACAAAUCACCAAUAAGCCGAACAAAGAAGUCAGCGAGGACGAUCCUUAUUAUUCACAGUACGGUGAUAUUCAAAUUCAAAUCUGCCCAUCGGAUGUGUCAGUUAUCUUCCCACAAGAAGCACUCAAUACGCGUGGUCAACGCAGAUUCUUAAUAAAUUUCCCGCCGUUCAUGCAAGGGAUCCGCGUAGAACGUUGCCUACCGGCACCGAUUAGCUCCCCGUGCAGCUAUGUCGGCGUGCCUCCCGGCUUCCAGUCGAUCUGCUCCCAGCAGGAGAUGGAGCACCGGCUGACCACCAUCGACACGGACAUUAACGGCGUCGUCCAAACCGGAACUGACAUCUUCCGCCUGCCCAGUUACUGCACCUGUCGCCUGAUCCCCAACGACGCGAUGGCCCGGGGACCGUUAUGCGCUAACCUCAACGCCCCGCAACCACCACAGACUGUGCCGGUAUUUGGACUGUACGGUGAUGAGGCCACACGCCCCACCCAAACGGCUCCAGGUCAACGGGCAUUCGUCAAAAAAGCAUUACCGGUAGCUUUGACGUCGCGAACGGAGGGAUUGUUCAGUGAUGGGAUGAAGGCCGGUCCCUUAGCUGAUGAGCCGGUAUCCUCCGGCGCCAGCCCGAUGAGAUGGCGCGGAUUUCUGGUGGAUUAACGUCGCUGACCUUUCGAAGUGCAUCGUUGGUAUCGUUGUUUGGUAUGGUCUUUUACUUUUAUUGUAGUCUUUUUAUUGCUUUAGCUAAUGUGAUGGCUAACACAACCUUUGGGAUUUCAAGUUCAGCAAGUUCAAGGGAUUUCAAGUUCAGGUUGUGUUUUUCGUUAGGAUGUACAAAGUUUUUUGGCACUGAAACAUUAAUACAACAAAACUAUGAGCAUUUUGGUAGAUAGUUAAACAAAUUAAAGAAAUAAAAACA
Paramacrobiotus metropolitanus is the source of this 1265-nucleotide messenger RNA. RefSeq lists its product as uncharacterized. Gene Ontology annotation, molecular function: growth factor activity; Toll binding. The record is from RefSeq and is a predicted model, not a curated record. Bases 104 to 1006 code for a protein of 300 amino acids. Gene Ontology annotation, cellular component: extracellular region. Gene Ontology annotation, biological process: central nervous system formation; innate immune response; regulation of Toll signaling pathway. The transcript has 5 exons. NCBI's taxonomy places the organism in Eukaryota, Metazoa, Tardigrada, Eutardigrada, Parachela, Macrobiotidae.